UACGACCCAACGUUCAAGAAUCACUUGGCUGUAGCCCAAGUGCGAGGCGGGCUGGUUUUCGAGCUGGCGGAUGCGGUCCUUCUCCCCUUUGACUGCAGAGAUUACGCCAAGGCACUUAAUGGCUAUGUUGAUAUCAUUUACAACAUAACCAUGAAACAUCAGGCAGCAAUGGAAGCACACAAUGUAUCAUUGGCUUUGCUUCGGGAUUCUGUAACAGCAUUUUCAGAAGUUGCAGAUGACUUUCACCGCAGACUUGAAUUAGUAGACAUCCAUAACCCAAUUGAAGUAAGAUCUUGGAAUGAUCAAUUGAUGUUCUUGGAAAGAGCGUUUAUUGAUCCUCUUGGAUUACCUGGAAGACCAUUUUAUAGACACAUCAUCUUUGCUCCGAACAGUCACAACAAAUACGCCGGCGUGUCCUUCCCUGGGAUCUACGAUGCCCUCUUUGACAUUGAUCACGAAGCAGACCAAGAGAAAGCCUGGGAAGAAGUGAGGAAGCAGAUCUUCGUUGCUGCUUUCACCGUGACAGCUGCAGCUGGGACUCUCAAAGGAACACCAUGAUUUGCUAACCACCAUGAUUGAAUAAGGUCUCAGGUCAAUCCUACUUCAAUUGGAUCGUGGCGACAUCAUGAUUAACUUGGUAUAUGUUGUGCUUCUAGCGCAGUGAUGGCUAACCCUUUUCUCCUCGCGUGCCAAAAUCGUGCGUUUUCACACCCAAAAUACAAUGCGCUCCACCCCCUAGGCAUGCAUGCUCCCCACACACAUGCGUGCCCCCCCACACCACCGUUUUGGGCCUAGCAGGCCUUCCUGAAGCCUCCUGAGACCACAAAGGGGGCGCAAUACCCCACGCUCCCCCCACCCCCUGCGCAUGAGCAUGUGACCCCCCCUUGCGCAUAUAGCGCAUCUCCCGCUUGUACAGCAGAGACCCAAAAGCCAGCUGGCCGGUGGGAGUCGCGCACGCAUGCGCAAUGGAACUGAGCUGGGGGACGGCUCGUGUGCCAUCUGUGGCAUGCAUGCCAUAGGUUUGCCCUGACGGUUCCAGUGGAUUAAAGAUUAAAGAUCAUGAGUGUAUUCUGGCUAAAAGAUCCAUUCAACCCAAGCCGAAGCCAAUAUUAUGCAUGUAAAAGUUCCCGUGAAAUCUUUGCUCUCACUGUCCAUCCAGAAAGUAGCUCGGAUGAGUUAAAAUGUUUUUAGAUGAUCUGAUGACAUUGAGAAGGAUCAAUCUCAAUAUUUUUUAGACCUGGUUUGGGCAGGUGGGAAGAGAUUGAAUAUAUCUUUGAUGACUGUUUUUCUGACCACCGAAGUAAUGCAAUGGGGUGGGGUGGGGGGGAAACCCUGCUGAACGUAAUUUCUGUGAAUACUGUAUCUAGGACUUUAAUACCUGUUGACCUUGGUGAGACACAUCUGUCGUAGGUUCAUUUGGGCAUGGUGGCAGAUUUGAGGAUGAGAUGAUAUAGUUCUUAUAACAGGGGUCCUUUUUAUUACAACAGGAUCAAAUGUGAAGAUAUUAAACUCAAGGCUGAAA
This is a messenger RNA of Thamnophis sirtalis, 1522 nucleotides long. The record is from RefSeq and is a predicted model, not a curated record. Lineage: Eukaryota; Metazoa; Chordata; Lepidosauria; Squamata; Natricidae.